Messenger RNA from Tupaia belangeri chinensis (Chinese tree shrew), 1612 nucleotides. It is a transcript of the gene FGG, whose product is annotated as fibrinogen gamma chain. Gene Ontology annotation, cellular component: fibrinogen complex. Gene Ontology annotation, biological process: platelet aggregation; blood coagulation, common pathway; blood coagulation. Gene Ontology annotation, molecular function: extracellular matrix structural constituent; protein-macromolecule adaptor activity; signaling receptor binding. Bases 101 to 1405 code for a protein of 434 amino acids. The record is from RefSeq and is a predicted model, not a curated record. Lineage: Eukaryota; Metazoa; Chordata; Mammalia; Scandentia; Tupaiidae. The transcript is spliced from 10 exons.
GUUCUGGCUGUCCCUGGAGCUUACAUAAAGGGACAGUUGCAGCCCCAGAGGCCACAGCGCUGACAGUGCAGGGCUCGGAGCUCCGGGCAACCCAGACAACAUGAGCUGGUCUUUGAGCCCUCGGAGCUUAAUCCUCGGCCUCUGUGCUCUCGUGUCAACAUGCCAGGCAUACAUUGCUACCAGAGAAAACUGCUGCAUCUUAGACGAAAGAUUUGGUAGCUAUUGCCCAACCACCUGCGGCAUCUCAGACUUCCUGAAUGAUUACCAAGACAAAGUGAACAAGGAGCUAACAGCCUUGGAAGACAUCCUGACCGAAGCUGAAAACAAGACAACAGAAGCCAAGGAGCUGGUCAAAGCAAUCCAAGUCGUCUAUAAUCCCGACGGGCCGUCCAAGCCAAAUAUGAUAGAAAGCGCCACUCAGAGUUCCAAAAAAAUGGUAGAAGAUAUCAUGAAAUACGAAGCAAUGAUUUUGACACACGAGUCAAGUAUCCGGUUUUUGCAGGACAUUUAUAACUCGAAUAAUCAGAAGAUUGCUAACCUGAAACAGAAGGUAGCCCAGCUCGAAGCCAAGUGCCAGGAGCCCUGUAAAGACACCGUGCAGAUAGAGGACACGACUGGGAAAGAUUGCCAAGACAUUGCCAAUAAGGGAGCCAAGCAGAGUGGGCUUUACUUCAUCAAACCACUGAAGGCCAAGCAGCAGUUCUUAGUCUACUGCGAGAUCGACUCCAACGGAAACGGGUGGACCGUGCUCCAGAAGAGACUUGAUGGCAGUUUGGAUUUCAAGAAAAACUGGAUUCAAUAUAAAGAAGGAUUUGGGCAUCUGUCUCCUACUGGCACCACGGAGUUUUGGCUGGGAAAUGAGAAGAUUCAUUUGAUCAGCACGCAGUCUGCAAUCCCGUAUGCACUAAGAGUGCAGCUGAAAGACUGGAAUGGCAGAACCAGUACUGCGGACUAUGCCACGUUCAAGGUGGGAGCUGAGGCUGACAAAUACCGCCUGACGUAUGCCUACUUCAUCGGUGGAGAUGCCGGAGACGCCUUCGAUGGUUUUGAUUUUGGGGAUGAUCCUAGUGACAAGUUCUUUACAUCCCACAAUGGCAUGCAGUUCAGUACCUGGGACAAUGAUAAUGACAAGUUUGAAGGCAACUGUGCUGAACAGGAUGGGUCUGGCUGGUGGAUGAACAAGUGUCAUGCUGGCCACCUCAAUGGAGUUUAUUACCAAGGUGGCACCUACUCGAAAGCAUCUACUCCUAAUGGCUAUGAUAACGGCAUUAUUUGGGCCACUUGGAAAUCCCGGUGGUAUUCCCUGAAGGAAACCACCAUGAAGAUAAUUCCAUUCAACAGACUCACCAUUGGAGACGGACAGCAGUUUCACAUGGGAGGAGCCAAAAAGGUUGCAGACGUUUAACAGACCGUUUCAAAAGUGAUUUGAUUUUUUUUAAUGGACUUUAUCUGAACAGAGAAAUAUGCUAUUUUUCCUAUGGGACAAUGGACUUCCAAAACUUCACUUCAUUUUAAAGUAAAAAGAGCCCAUGUUGAAAACUCCACUAACAGUUUUAUGCUGGUGAUAAUUUAUCUUCGUGCAUUUCAAUAAACAUUUUGUUUCCUAAGGCUA